Molecule: messenger RNA, 1282 nt
Organism: Monascus purpureus
Lineage: Eukaryota; Fungi; Ascomycota; Eurotiomycetes; Eurotiales; Aspergillaceae
Source: the annotation of a GenBank genome assembly
CUCCCUCUUCCAGCUCCUCCAGUUCACUAUCUGAAUAUUAAACAAGAACGCAAAGCGAACUGUCAGAAAAGCAUUUAAAUCGAAGCAGAUCACCAAUUCUUCUCCUCAAUUGAACACCAGACCAAGGCGUUAAGUUAAAACCGCAACUCACCUAACAAUGCCAACAACGCCAAAAAACUCCCGACAACCACAACCACCAUCCUCACACUCAAAAUGGCACACCCAUUUAACCCUCGACCUCCUCCUCAAAACAAUGAACUACACAAUCCUCCACCCCUGGUUCGGGUGGAUGUUCGUCCUUACUCUCCGCGCCCAGAUGACACCGUACACAUCCACCUACUUCAUUACCUCCGCGAUGUACGCGACUAUCCUGACACUUCUCUUCGUGGGACGGGUGAUCAAUCAGGGCGUCGCGUACGGGAAACCGCGGGAGGUUGAUUUGGGGGAGGAGGUUGUUGUGAUUACGGGUGGUGCGUCGGGGUUGGGGUUGUUAAUCGCGCAGAUUUAUGGGAUUAGGGGGGUCAGCGUGGCCGUUUUGGAUGUUAAAGGUCCUGAAACAAAAGAUGGGGAUGAAGAUAUUCUUGCUUCGGAUGGGUUGUCAGGGUUGGAGAGUGUUGAGUGUUACCGGUGUGAUGUUGGGAACAAGGAAGAGGUGGAGGAUGUAUUGAGACGGGUUGACAAGGAUUUAGGUACUCCCACUGUGCUCAUCAAUUGCGCCGCUGCCAGCAUCAAUGGCCAGCCCAUCCUGUCUUUACCGGCUGAGUCCUUCCAGAGAACCAUCCAGAUCAAUUUACUUGGUGUCUUCAAUACCUGCCAGGUUAUCUUACCGGGCAUGUUAUCCGCUGACAACGGGGGUACAGUUGUUACCGUGAGUUCUGUCCUCGGCCAUCUUACUCCGGCCUGUCUCUCAGACUACUCCGCGAGUAAAGCUGGAUUGAGUGCCCUUCACAGAACGCUGGAGGCUGAGCUCCGCGCGUCAGGUCACAGCAACAAGGUGAAAACGAUCUUGGUUGAAACGGGACAGAUGUCAACGCCGCUCUUCGAGAAAAUCAAAACGCCCAGCAAUUUCUUCGCCCCCGUCCUUGAGCCAGUCCAGGUCGCCCAGGAGAUCGUAUCUGCAAUCGAUAGUGGAAGAGGCGGUGUCAUCAGAUUGCCCACCUUUGCUGCCGUCGUAAGUUGGUAUGCUGUUUUGCCUGCCGCUCUCCAACGAAUCGCUCGAUACCUAAGUGGUAUUGAUUUUGCCGUAGCGAAGGCGACCCCCCAAGGGUCAAUCAGCGAAUAG